This is a messenger RNA of Rhopilema esculentum, 5600 nucleotides long. RefSeq lists its product as uncharacterized. NCBI's taxonomy places the organism in Eukaryota, Metazoa, Cnidaria, Scyphozoa, Rhizostomeae, Rhizostomatidae. The record is from RefSeq and is a predicted model, not a curated record.
AGCAUCGAUUUGUCGGUCAACUGUGGCGCGCGAAAUUUGCACUGGUCCGUAGUUUAUUCUUGGCGAAAAACAAAUGUUUGUGUUGCUGCUGUUGCAUUCAACAAAAAGUGGGCAGUCAAGCCUCAAUCAAGAUAUUGGGGUUUUAUCAGAAGAUGUCUGGGAAAAAGCCUCGUCGUGUCCCUUCGGAUCUAAAAUCAGUACAAGAUGAGAGACUGACAUGCCGUCAUAUUCAAACUUUGGUGCUACUGCAGCAGACAACGGAUGAAAAUGAAGAACUGAAAAGAAAAGUACAAAUUCUAGAAAAAGAAAUCAUGUCUUGUCAAGAGCUCCAUCAAUUAGCACGUGAUUCCAAAAAAAGGAUCCAGCAAAUGAAGGAGGAGUGUAGCACUGCUGUUGAAUCUAGCUUAAAUGAGAUGAAAAAUUCACAUGCCAGAGAGUAUGGAAAACUCCUUGAUGCAAAGAACCAACUAGCAGCUGCUAGCAGUGAAAAGCAAAAGGAGCUUGAAAUGAAGAUCAGCUAUCUUGAAAGUAAGAACAUGGAGCUAGAAUCUCAGCUAAGCAAUCAUUUGAUGGAGAAAAGAACAGUGGAGUCUCUUGAAGAAAAAUUGGAAGAAGCUUGCUCCAAGCUAAGUCUUGUCAAGGAUUCAAAAAUGCAAACAGAACGCGAACUUGCAUCAAAAAGAAAGUUAGAAGAUGGCUAUAACGAAGAGAAAGAUAAAUAUGAGAAGAAGAUCAGUGCUCUCGAAAUGAAAGCUGAGGAACUGAGUGUAAAGCUUGAAUUAGAGGUGUCUUCGAAAAAAAAGUUAUUGGAACAGAACAAUCUGCUACAACAGAUUGAAAAGCAAAAGUGCCAAAUAGAAGCUCUUUUGAAAGAAAAACAGCGAAUCGAACAAGACUUUGAGGAGAUAUCUUCACAAACCGAGGAGAACAAAAUGAAGAUGAUUUCUUUACAAUAUAGUAAUUCCAUGCUUGAACUAGAGAGAGAUGCUCUUAACCAGUCAUCUAUUGAUCUCAAAACAGAGGUGGAAUAUUUGAAAGAAAGGGAAGCAUCUCAUAAGACCUCGUGUGGAGAUUUCAAUGAGUAUGUUAGUAUAAAAAGGGAGUUAGCGAUUUUGAAAGAAGAAAAUUUGAAACUCAAAAGCUCAAGACCGAGAACUGAACUUAGGACAUUAAAAUCUAUCGAACCCAAAGUAAAAGGUCGACCCCUGAAAUCUGCUCCUGAUCCAAAGAAGACACUUCAAUCCCAAAUUAAAGGUUAAUUGGAAUUGUGAUUUAUAAGUUGACCUUGGCUUGUUUAGAUUCUUACAUAUUGAAAAAAUUUCAAACGUUUGUUCGAAAUGUUUGCGAUUUAUUUUCUUUAAAUCUGGUAGGAAAACGGUCAUCAUUAUUAGAAGCUACAGAUUUUGACACUUCUAAGAGCGUGAAAUGGCACGGGAAGGGCUAAAUUUAUAUCGGGUUUUUCAUCAAAAAUUUGUCUGGAAAUGAGUCAAGGCUGCCAAUACUUCAGCAGGUAUUUGGCCAAUAAAUACCUAGAGAUUGCCAAAGAGGAAGUUAAUUCCUUCUGCCAAUAAAGCAGCGGUGGUUUUAUUUUCGUUUUGACAAAUAAAAGUUGGGAGUCAACUUCUCCUUGGUUGGAAACAACAUAAAUGCUUAAAUAAAAGAACACCUUAUCUUUCCUUGUAACCUUAAGCUGUAUUAAGGAUGCCUGUAGGAAUGUCAAGCGGAAAGGGCCAACCGCACUCUUUUUUAAACUUGCAGUUUUUUCUUCGAGAGAGUUGACCAUUUUGCAACCUGAUAACUGUUAUCAUUAAUUAAUUUUACGAUGUGACAUUUACUGCAAUUACAUAACCUCUCUACAAUAAAUCUGGCAUGUUACCAUAAAACAUAACGUGUUCAAUUAUCUGAAAAUAAUUAAAAACUAGAACGGCAAGUGAAGCUUCACGUAAAAGAUGCACACAGAAGUGUAACGUUGGUGCAAUUAAUUUGGGGGUACUGAAAACAUAUUACCCCGAAAGAUUUAGGAUUCGGCACUAGCCUCCCCUUGGAAACCUAUUAAUCGGACAAUGAGGUUGGUUAAUUCAUCUUUGGCUAACUAUAGUCUAUUUGGUAUCGAAACUUGUGACUUGCACGAAAAGAGUGCUGUAUCGGAUGCAUUAAAUGAUAUAACAUAAAAACAAAGUGCAUACAUUGCUAAUGCUAAAUGAGACCAGCUCUAAGAAUAUUGUUCUUGGUCGAUGCAGUUGAUAGGUGACGUUAAAAUGCUAGUUAUUUCUAAUUAUUGCUAGUUUCUAAUCCAUAGUAAGUCGGUAGGGGCACCUCCCAUCCGUAAAAGAGACAUGCACUGUGUCUGGCAGAAAAGUGGCGGGGACGCAUGGGCGCUCAAUCUUUUCUACUAACAAAUGUCUAUUUAUAAAUCUAUACCUGCAUAUAAUUGCGUGUAUAAAAAGUAGGAUAUUACCUUUACGACUUUGCAAAUAUGUGUUAGGCUAUUUUAAUCGUGACCAAUGCUAGCUAAAAUGCUUCUAAAAGAAGAAGCACCCUGCUUUGAAUUUUUUGCCAAAACUUUCAGCUGCACUUUAUUUUUGCGAACAUUUUCAAAAGACACAGAUAAAAAUAUUAUAGAUAACAAAAUGACGGGGCAAACACAUGUAAAUAUAGCGACGGAAUUCUCUUCACUGAAUACUGGAUGAAAAGUGAAUACUGGUUGAGAAACGGCCCAAUUUCAUUGUAAAGGUUCCUUUGGGUACGCGUCCACGAACAUUGCUUGCGUCGUGCUCUCUUUCAUACCACCAUAAUUUUCAAAAUAAUAAUUAGAUUCAUUGCUUCUUUGCUGAGGCGAAUUAAACCUUCAUUGAUAAAAAUGCAUCAAUUUCGUCAUGAAAAAUCAGUGGAAUUUUUUCUGUUUGCGCAUCAAAUGGAUAUCUAUUUAGUGAUUGUUUGUGCAUGAAAAGAACUUCAAUUUAGUGAUUGACUUUUCUAGUUGAUCUAUCAUUUCACAGCUUCAUCUUUCCCGCCAACCUAUUUUCACUAGAAUCCUCUAAGAUGCAAAUUUUAUCAUCUCAUAAUGCCGGAAACAUAGCUGUUUAUGUGAAAUAUUUCUGGUAAAAGAAAAGGUUGCGAUACAUCUAUUAAACUGCCUCUCCUUGUGGUGUGAACAUUAAAGUGAAAAAUAUGGUCUUAUAGAAUUUUUUCUUGUAUUCCGCCUGUGUGUUAAUUUUGUUCUGGAUCCUAAAACAUGCGCUCUUGUGGAGCAAAGUUAAACUGUGGCAGAUAGCUAUGCUAAAACGACUCUGCUUAGGCCUGAUUACCGUAUUUGCUAUGCUCUGCUGUUUUGUGCUCUUUUAUAAUUUGGUGCUUUUAAAUACUUGGUAAUCAUAUUUACUUCUUUUAAGAAAUCAAGCGCCAAAAAGAAACUUAAACUGUCGCACAAAACUGGAAAACUACCUGGAAAACGCUAUAGAAGAUUAUUCUUUCGUUCAAAUCAAGGAUGCAUCAAGCAUAUUUCAUUGUUAAAAACAUUCGGUAACAUCAAAGUAGAUGACGUAAUUCACGAAUAAUGUGUUUUCCAGAGCAGGUUCACUUCUUAUCUGACCAAAAGGGAUUCCGCAGGGCUCGUGUUUGAGACUCUAGUUUUUCAUGAAACGAGAGAAUGAUUUGAAAAACUGUCUGGAAAGCAUGAUGCCAAGUCUAUAUGCCUAUGAUGUAUCUAUAACACCUUAAUCAGAGAACCUGUACAAACUCAAGACAAAUUUGGAACAUGUGCUUGAAAACACUUCGUUUGAUGAAGACCAGUCUUUUGCACCAACAAGUGAAUGCAUAGAUCAAGGUCACAGGAGACCGCUUAGUCGUACAGGUAAUGACAUUCUUAAUGUGGCACUCAAAAGCAAUGUUAUCAGAAAGGUCGUCAAGUUCAAGUUUCUGGAAAACAACGUCGAUGAAAUUUUAUUUGGAAAGAGCAGAACUAAACUAUCAAAAGAAAGCUGGAAAAAGGGCUUGAGAAAUCUAAAAAAUUAUCAAGUCUUGGCAAAACUAUAAAUUUCUCUUUGAAAGCUAUCUAGAUGCACUGUUUACAUUCAUCUCCCCAGCCACAAAAUGUACCUAGCUGCAAAGGUUGUAAACUAAGGAUGGAUAGACUAGCCUUGUUCAUUACAGUAUGUGAUUCAAUCAACAUGCAAAAAGACACUGUAAAACUAUUUGACGACCUAGUUACAUUUAAGAAAUAAGAAUUGUAUUUAAAUGUUGGCUUCAUGGCAUGUCACCAGGCAUGAAGCCAGCAUAGGGCCGGCAAUGCCGAGUUAAGAUCGGCUUGUCAACUGCGCAUAGUUUUCUCAGAGCUCGAUUUUCUAAUUUCUCGAAAUCCGUCGAGAAUCCUUUAGGGGGUGGGGUGGGGGGUGUAGCAGGACGAUUGAUCAUAUCAAUUUCGAAUUUCGUUCUUUCAAAAAAGCCCCUGCUACACAACAUGCUUUUCCAACAAUUUGAAAUAGAUUGAAAAUGCUAAAAAGGCAUUUCCAACGUUUUCCCAGUGUCUGAAGGGCGUGGUCGAAAAUUAUUUUUGUACCCCAGUAUCAUCAUCAUCCAUUAUUAUUAUAAUAUAAAUACAAUAAUAAAGCUAAAUAAAGCUCGCAAUGCCAGGCUAUUCCUGACAAAUAAGAGCUUUUACAACUUGUUAAAAGUUAUUAAAAGAAAUACAAUGGCUUACAAGCAACAGCAACAACAACAAAAAAUGCCACUGGAGCGACUCGAUAUUACACCGCGAGGACUGUUGCAUAGUCGUUAUUUGUUUUUACCAUGAAUGCAUAGACUUUGUUGACUGUUGUGACCAUAGAGAUAUGGUUGUGACCGCAUGUUUGUCGACAGUCAUGCGGGAAAACGUCUAAUGUUUUAGACAAAAACAUUUUUUCAACCUAAAGUUUUGGACGGGCAUAGAGGGGUAAGUUGGGCGGUUAAUAGCAGCUCCGAAAUGCCUUUUAGCCUCUCUAGUGACGUCAUACCUUGAAAGGAUCUCCUCGGCUGCUUCUCUUCUGGAUGGAUUUUUUAGAAUCAGCUAGAAAUUUCGGACAUUCAAAAGUAGGCAAAUUUGCUUCCUUCCACCAACAACUUUCACCGCCAGUUUAGAUAUAGCAGACCAAACUUGCUUUACCGUGGGUUAGCAUAGAAGCAUAUUGUACGUGAAUCACUGUAAAAGCUGAGGGUCUCCCAGAGGAGAGGGUACUUAUUCCCGUGUUACCUUUGAAAACAAACCAAUGUUCCUGUGUUCCCAUUGAAAAAAUAAAAAGUGUUCUCUUAUUCCCUUCCUAACUAGUAACAAUGUUAACAUGUUCCCAGUGGAAAAUUUGAGUUGUUGCUGUGUUCCUCUACCAUUUGUGGCCAUGUUCCCUUGAUCCCGAAAACCCCUGGGAGACUUUUAAAGCUCCGUUUCAACGAUCCCAACAUUUGACUAGAAAUGACUCAAUAUUUGUAGAGCGUUGUUCAGUGAUGUUCAGUUAGAACAUCCAAGAUGAUUUGGAAGUGAAACAUGACCAAAUUAUUACCCUUUGGUAGAGUAAUGUAUUACGUCAUUAGAAAACGUAUUGUUGAUACGCAGGGUCGGAUUAAAAGGG